Messenger RNA from Rasamsonia emersonii CBS 393.64, 3369 nucleotides. RefSeq names its product Phenylacetate 2-hydroxylase. The transcript is spliced from 19 exons. The coding region runs from base 1 to 3369 and encodes 1122 amino acids. Gene Ontology annotation, molecular function: oxidoreductase activity, acting on paired donors, with incorporation or reduction of molecular oxygen; monooxygenase activity; heme binding. The record is from RefSeq and is a predicted model, not a curated record. NCBI's taxonomy places the organism in Eukaryota, Fungi, Ascomycota, Eurotiomycetes, Eurotiales, Trichocomaceae.
AUGCCAGAAUUCCAGUUCCAGUCCGUGGCGAUCGCCGUCAUCGCCGUCGUGUUCUUCCUCGUCCGCUACCUCAAUCAGACCGACAUUCCCAAGAUCAAGAACCUACCCGAGGUCCCAGGGGUUCCCAUCUUUGGCAAUCUCAUCCAGCUGGGCGACGAGCAUGCGCGGAGGGCGCGAGAAUGGGUCAAGAAAUACGGACCGGUGUUUCAGGUCCGACUGGGCAAUAAGAGAGUCGUCUUCGUGAACACGUUCGACUCGGUGAAGCACUUCUGGAUCACCCACCAGUCCAGCCUCAUCUCGCGGCCGACCCUGCAUACUUUCCACACCGUCGUGUCCAGCUCGCAGGGCUUCACCAUCGGGACGUCGCCGUGGGACGAGUCGUGCAAGAGACGCCGCAAGGCGGCCGCGACGGCGCUCAACAGGCCGGCCGUGCAGUCGUACAUGCCCAUCAUCGACCUCGAAUCGAACGCGAGCAUCAAGGAGAUUCUCCGCGACAGCCGGGACGGCACCGUCGAUAUCGAUCCCAACCCGUACUUCCAGAAGUUCGCGCUGAACACCAGCUUGACGCUCAACUACGGCAUCCGCAUCGAGGGCAACAUCGACGACAAGAUGCUGCGCGAGAUCGUCCUCGUCGAACGCGAGGUCAGCAAUCUGCGCAGCACCAGCAACAACUGGCAGGACUACGUCCCUUUGCUGCGGCUCUGGCCGAGUCGGGACGCGCAGGCCAAAAUGUGGCGGGAGAGACGGGACAAGUAUCUGUCGGAGUUGCUGGAUAUGCUGAAGGCGCAGAUCGCCCAGGGCACGGACAAGCCCUGUAUUACGGGGAACAUCUUGAAGGAUCCGGAGGCGAAGCUCAAUGAGGCCGAAGUCAAAUCCAUCUGCUUGACCAUGGUCUCGGCCGGAAUCGACACCGUCCCCGGCAAUCUGAUCAUGGGAAUCGCCUACCUCGCCUCGCCGCACGGCCAGGAGAUCCAGAAGCGGGCCUACGACGAGAUCUGGAAGGUGUACCCGGACGGAGACGCCUGGGAGAAGUGUCUUCUGGAGGAAAAGGUGCCGUACAUCACCGCGCUGGUGAAGGAGGUCCUCCGAUACUGGACGGUGAUACCCAUCUGUCUGCCUCGGGUCAGCGUCAAGGACAUUCCGUGGCAGGAUGCGGUCAUUCCGGCGGGCACGACGUUUUUUAUGAACGCCUACGCAGCCGACUACGACGAAACGCACUUCAAAGACCCCUUCACCUUCAAUCCCGACCGAUACCUGGACGUAGCCGACGGGUCAGGCACGCCUCAUUACGGCUAUGGCGCCGGCAGCCGCAUGUGCGUGGGCUCGCACCUGGCCAACCGCGAGCUGUACACGGCGUUUCUGCGGCUCAUCUGCGCGUUCGAGAUGGUGCCGGCUCAGGAUCCGGUCGACCAGCCGAUCCUGGACGCGCUUGACUGCAACGCCACCAAGACGAGCCUGACGCUGGAUCCGAAGCCGUUCAAGGUCGGGUUUCGGGACAAAUACAAGACAACAAGACAGAUAUAUUAUUUUGAGAAAUCAGAUAGAAAUAUCAUCAGACAAGGUUUCUCGGACUGGAAUAUAGAUUUCUUGAUAGGUACAGCAUAUAGAAGGGAAGUAUCCUCCCCACCCUAUGCAAACAGCCGUGUCUGGGGUGCAGGACAGGACAGGGCACAGACCUGUCGCACUCUGUUUCACUCCGUUUGCAGAUCUUCCCACGAGGCUGCUGCGAUGAUCAUUCGGAGAAUAUCCUGGCUGUGCCUUGACGUUGAAGUCCUAUCUAGAGAUUCUUAUCUUGAUCUUCCCUUUUUACUGCGGCAGUGGCGGCCGCCAACUCGUGCUUUGAUGCUUAUUCUAUGCUAUCGCUUUGGGGGCGGAGCCAAGGCGCACAGCCCUUGCUUGGCAGCAAACAGGAUAAAUUCCUCCAGCUUAGUAUUAUGUCUCACUCACAACGUGGGCUGCCCCACUGGGGUCUUCCACCGGGCGAGAUCGGCACAAAGAAUGGCCCUGCGAGUCAUUUAUGAAUCUCCUCUGUACUGUGCAAGGAAUACUCCUCAGUCAGCGCACCUUGCAGUCGCAGAAACGGCAGUUGUUUGUACUGUACCUGGUGUAUACAGUCUGUGCUCUGGAGGGGGUUUCGCAAAAUCGAGCCGUGUCCCACUCAUGCAUCUCCCCGAUGGAGAUCACCAAGGCUGCCAGUCUGCCACAUGGCAGCAACGUGCGAGCAAGGGAGCGACCCUAGUGAUCCUUCCGGCUGCAAGGUCUAGUCGAACGGAUCUCGUUUUUCCCGAUGACUAUGCCGGUGCUGAUUCAACCCCAGAGUCACCGACUCACAGACUCACAGCAAACCGGUCACCGACUGGCCUUUCUUUUGACCUGACUGCCUCUGCCAUCAAGUCAAAAAUGGAACAAGCCGCUUUGUACGGCAAGCCCGUGCUCGUCUCGACCGGGAUCAUCUUUUCGAUCCUGCCCACCAUCGUGGUUGCACUUCGCUUCUUUGCCCGCAGAGUCGGCGGAACAAAUCUAGGUCCUGAUGACUGGAUCAUGAUCCCAGCUCUGCUUAUCUGCAUCGCCAUGGGAGUCAUUCAGAUCAUCGGUGCUCGGCACCCUCGAGCUGGGGGUGAUCAAGGCCUCGAUCCUGCUCUUUUACCGCCGACUCUUCACGCUGCGGAAGCAUCUCAUCAUCAACAACGUCGUCUUCGCCGUCGUGGUCGCCUGGGGCGUCGCCUUCACACUCGUCAUCGUGUUCCAGUGCCUCCCCGUGUCGACCAUCUGGACCCAGUUCGAGAUCGACUACACGCCGUACUGCAUCAACCAGCAGGCCGCGUACAUGGGGCUCGCCGUGUCCGAUCUCAUCCUGGACCUGCUGAUUUUUGCACUCCCGGUGCCGGUGGUCAUCCAGCUGCGACUGCCGCUGCGGCAGAAGUUUGCGGUGGGGGGCAUUUUCCUGCUGGGCUCGGUCGUCGUGGCCGCCGGGAUUACGCGCGUGGUCGUUUUCGCGCAAACUUCACUGCCGAUACACUGUUCUGGACACUGCUCGAGAACUCUAUCGGCAUCAUCGGCGCAUGUCUGCCGGCCCUGCGGCCGCUGUUUGUCAGCAUGCCCUCGAAACCAUCCUCGUGGGCGACGCCAUCGUACAACCGCACGCCUCGGGCGAAGAACCCUCUGUCGUCGACGGCGUCGUCGCGGCCCCCCCAAAUUGAGCGGCGCAGCUCGGACGACGACGGGUCCUUGUCGGCCCUGCGCGACAGGGCGUUCAGGCCGGCGGGCCAUGCGAUUGUGAGCGAGGCGCGGGCAGAGGUGGUCAGUCUGCAGGACAUUCCGGCGAACGGGAUCCGGGUGAAGAACGAUUUUCACAGCGAGGUAGCAUAG